Molecule: messenger RNA, 2441 nt
Organism: Cladophialophora immunda
Lineage: Eukaryota; Fungi; Ascomycota; Eurotiomycetes; Chaetothyriales; Herpotrichiellaceae
Exons: 2
Coding region: 285-1700 (471 amino acids)
Source: RefSeq, a predicted model, not a curated record
CAGUCUCUGCUGUCAUCUGUCACCCGGUAGCAGCCUAUGGCACGGAUCCUUUUCCCUCCCCGCGGUUUCUCAUUUCCGACAAAUCCCAUAUAUGGCGCGUGGCAAUUUUCACCGUCUGGGGUCGCGGAAGCAGAAUGGAUAUUAAUGUCACACUCCCCCCACGAAAGAGGCGCACAUCCGGAGAUGGGAAAUAAGCACGCGACGACCUUAAGCCUCCUGCUACUCCUACCUUCUCAGGCUUCGUUCUACUUCGUCUCCCCUACACCACUAGAGAAUGCCUCAUAAUGAAGUUCGGUCAGGACUUUGAAGCCGCCCUCGCCCGCGGCGAGUAUCCUACGGACUGGGUGAACUCUGCGAUCUCUUACAAGAAGCUUAAGAAAUGCAUCAAACGUGUGCAACAAGAACUCCUGAGCCUGGGGCUGGAUAAAGAUACGCUUGAUGCUCUGUGGAAGCGCGUUGGCUCAGAUGGUUCGGGCGCGGACGGAAGAACAACCGAUAGCUACCUACAGUAUACGGUCGAGGAUGGUGAGAAGGUCAGCUUCACACCCAAGCUGACAAUCGUCGUCGAUCCUCGUGAUGGCUCUCCCAUGGACGCAUGGCUAAGCCCCGAUACCCGGAGGAUCCUGCGUCGUCUUGCCAGAUCGUCAAACCCUAGCAUUGACCGCUACCAACGCCAGGACGAAUCUCCUGAUGGAAAACCCAGAUUGCCCAAUGAGUAUUAUUCAGGGUGGGACACCAUGGACAAAAGAAAUGGACAAUCAUUGGACAAUGAGGAGGAGCGGCCUUUGAACACGGUGGAGGUGCCUUUGACCGCAGAUUCAGAGUUCUUUCAAACUCUCCGGCGGGAAUUGGCGUGUCUAGAUGAUCUGCAACAGGCCGAGUACGACCGCUUGAAGGAGGAAAUCACUCGACUCGGCAGCGAGCUCCGCGCCUUGCGAGCUAGCAAGUCAAAACGGUCCAAGAAGGAGGUGGAAGUAUGGCGGAAGGUUUUCGAGCUUUACUCUGACGCUGAAGUCUUCCUGUCUUCUCACGAGGUCGAUGCUGGGGCUCGAGAUGCGGCACAUGCUCAAAAGCAGUUCCAAGUUUUCAACCAGUCUCUAGCUGCGCAACAGAAGAAGGACGUCCUGAAGCUUGGGCAAGAAGCGAAUGGUGCUCUGUCUCGCUUCCUGCGGAUCAACGUCAACCUUCUGCGGCUGAUCCGAUUCCAAGAAAUCAACCGCAUUGCUCUUAGCAAGAUCAUGAAAAAAUUCGACAAGCGUACGGCCUUACACGCCAAAACCUCGGUGGCACGAUCACUCACAAAAGCCUCGCCGUUCAUGGUCGAGGAUUUGGCCAAGGCUACGUGCUUCACCAUCUCGGAAGAGGUGUUGAACAUCAUCCCGCAGCUCAAUGACUACCUGUGCCCGAUAUGCUUUACCAUCUCAUGGAGACCCAUUCGACUACGCUGUGGCCAUUUGUUUUGCAUCAGAUGUAUGGUUGUCCUGCAAAGGGAGGAGAAGGAUCAUUGCCCUCUAUGUCGCGAGGAGGUUGUCAUGGAGGCGACCGAAAAGAACAUCGACAAAACGAUGGUCAAGUUCCUCAAAGACAAUUUCAAAGACGAUGUGAAGGAAAAGCAGAGGCAGAACGAGAUCGCAGCUGGGAUCGACCAAUGGGGAGCUGCUUAUGAGCAUGCUCAAAUGCAGAAAUGCGUUGUCAUGUGAGGCAAACUCUGGUAUCACCAUGCCCUCUCUGCGCCAUAUUGCCUUGUUUAUACCACCACCAGCCAGUGACGAAGCUUAUGAGCAGUUGAUAGAUUAAUCAUACAUUUUACACCGUGCCGAACCCCAUCUGGCAAGAACAUCUCCUGUGAAUUCGCUCCAGCUGACACUGUUCCCUCUUGGCCAGAAAAUAUUUCCGAGCCGAGCCUUUAUCAAAUAGCUGCACGUCUUUAUCAGCACGAGGCUCGCAUGCCAGGAUCAUUCACCUGUACCGCCAACUUUUGGUUCACAACGGCCGGAGUAUACCAUGCCUAAACUGUAGAGCCAUUUUCACUUUGCUUUCAGAGUUGAGCAUUGCCACCUGGCCAGGGCAUCGACGAGGCCGUUUUUGAACUGCCUUCUGCAGGCUUGGGCGCAUUCUAAGCGUACCUUGAGGGCUGUCAGCAGAGCCCUAGGGGACGAAAGGAUGAUCAUCCGUGGCAGCCUAGUGCUUGGCCUACUUCGAACCAGUUCUUGUUUCGAUUGAGGCUAGUGGGGGAUGAGUAGUCAAUCCAACUGCCAGCCUGUUGGCACAUUCUGCUCGGGUAUUUUCUGCUUGUGGUGAACAGGAGCACCGCUUCUCCUCCGACUCCUGGUGGUAUCUCGAAGAGAGCCAGAACCCAGCAAUGUCAUUCUAGUGCAGAGUCCUGAUGUGUUUACCAUUCUGUUCUAUGACAUUGAAUUGUGGUUCCAUAUUGCUGCCGG